UACAAGCUCUUGGACUCUCCAUGGUUUACGGAAUAUAGAAGUUAUAUCCGCCGGCGCAUGGUCGGCCCUUUAACGGAGGUUGGGCCCGCCCACGUUUUUAGCCUCAGUUCGACCUUCCUUCAGUGGGGGGCAUUGUGUGGCUGACGACGGUGUACACGGGGUUUUGGCCCUUCAAUUGCACUCGGGUGCGCUCGUUCUGCUGUAUGACGGCCGCGGAGCGCGGAAGAUAUUUGAGAGAAUGUUAGAAGAGGACCAUUUUAUCAGGUUAAUAGGCCUGGUUCAGAAGAGGAGGGAUGAGGGUGGAAGGCUCUGGCGGUCACUUGAAGAAUUGCUUUACGAGGUGUCUCGGAUACAGCUCUUGAGACGUAGGGACUUGGGUAGAAUUUCCAGUUAGCUAUUUGGCAGCUAGGAGCUUCGAACGCCACUGACUCUGCAAUAGGAGUGAUUGAUGAAGAAUUGAUAGCGUAUGGUUUUUGGGUUGGUUGGGGGGAUCCUGAGGAUCCUAAUGACCCAUAUCGUUACCUGAUAAUCAGGAUUUUGGUAUGAUACAUAUAUCCCCUCAAGGGUUGGCAAACACUGCGCUCGGACUGACACUUUGCUAGCUUACAGUACAUGUUUAUCAGCCCAUGCACCUACUUCAACUCAUGUAGGCCCACCGGCCCCUCUAACGAAUCAAGUUGUGAAAACUUUUUGUUCUCAUCGUUCUACAUUCAAGACUUUUGGUGAGAAUAUCAUCCUUCUCCCUAACUGGGAGAGAGAGUCGCGUAGCUUAAUGGGAACUAUAGCUUGACAGAGGCUAAAGAUAUAGGGGUACCGCAGGUGAAACUUGCUUGCAAUCGUUAAUAAAUCCGGAAACCUCUCCACCUCCUCUUCACCACGAUUGCAACAUAUGAAUACAAUUACAAAAAUGACCUGCGGGUUUUGAUGGAGGUCAUGAUCCGCAACCUCUUAGCCCUUCCGGACAGGUCUGAGCCGGUAACGGUUCCCUCCUAUCUGAGCCCGCUCUCAGACAGGGUAUACUAAUAUGGCGAAAAACCAGCUCCGACACCUACCUCCGCGUCCGAUACCCACUCCUAGAACACACCCAACUCCACCACCGGCCACACUACAAGUGUGGACAAGUCCUCAAACUCCGGGAAUGUUUGAGCGGCGUGCGAAGCAACUACUUCCAACUAGGCGACCAAACAACCAUCUGUCUCGUCUCGCCCUGAGGAAAUGUCCCAUGGAUUUGAUCAGUGCCUGGAGAGAACAUGGAAAUAGAGAAUCUAGCGCACAGGUCCCUAGGAUUAAGUCUAGCAUAUCAGGGUCAGAGCUCUAUCGGUUUGAUGGAGGUGGCCUCCAAAGUAGAGAAUCUGGGAGUCAUCAAUCCGUCCCGGAGAUUGAGCACUGGGGGAACUGAUUUAGAUGGC
Molecule: messenger RNA, 1409 nt
Organism: Tuber aestivum (summer truffle)
Lineage: Eukaryota; Fungi; Ascomycota; Pezizomycetes; Pezizales; Tuberaceae
Source: the annotation of a GenBank genome assembly